AUGGCUGAAAACGGUGCGCCAAAGGGGCUCUCCAAUAAACUGGAAAAAAAGCGCAAGAGAGCCGCCGAGGACUCGACCAAGCAGAACAAACCAGAGACAGCACCUGCCGCAACACCAGCUACCGCAGACGGUCCAAGCAAAAAGAAGCGCAAGAACAAGAAGAACAAGAAGGCGCCUGAGCAAGAUGCGAAAUCACAAGAUCGAAAAGACGGUGUGGACGAAUCCAUUGGCAAAAUGGAUGGGCGACUGCUUGCAGACUACUUCGCACAACGGGCGCAGAAGCUCGAUAAGGAGCUGUCUGCGGUGGAAUUGAACGAUCUUUCUAUUCCUGACUCUUGUUUCCUCGACACAACCGGAUUCGCCGAUUCCCGAUCUCUUGAAAAGCUCCCCGCAUUCCUCAAGGAAUUCAGUCCUAAGGGGACGGACCUUUCGAAAGCAUCGGAACAAAAGGGCACUCCUCAUACUCUGGUGAUUUCUGCUGCUGGGCUCAGAGCUGCUGAUGUUGUAAGAUCACUUCGGUCAUUCCAGAACAAGGAAUCUAUUGUUGGAAAGCUGUUUGCGAAGCACAUCAAGUUAGAAGAGGCGAAGCAGUUCCUUCAACGAGCUCAGAUGGGAAUCGGUGUUGGAACCCCUACUCGAGUUUCAGAUCUUAUUGAGUCUGGGGACUUGAAGAUCGACGAGUUGCAGCGUAUUGUCAUUGACGGAUCGCACAUUGAUCAAAAGCAGCGCGGCAUUUUCGACAUGAAGGAAACCCAUUUCCCUCUUCUCAAGCUGCUCACUCGACCUGAAUUGCGCGAACGCUACGCAGCAGGAAAAAACAAGACUCAGAUCCUGGUCUUUUAA
Molecule: messenger RNA, 843 nt
Organism: Penicillium chermesinum
Lineage: Eukaryota; Fungi; Ascomycota; Eurotiomycetes; Eurotiales; Aspergillaceae
Exons: 5
Coding region: 1-843 (280 amino acids)
Cellular component (GO): nucleus; 90S preribosome
Source: RefSeq, a predicted model, not a curated record